This is a messenger RNA of Aspergillus welwitschiae, 561 nucleotides long. RefSeq lists its product as uncharacterized. The transcript is spliced from 4 exons. NCBI's taxonomy places the organism in Eukaryota, Fungi, Ascomycota, Eurotiomycetes, Eurotiales, Aspergillaceae. The record is from RefSeq and is a predicted model, not a curated record. The coding region runs from base 1 to 561 and encodes 186 amino acids.
AUGACGAUAACGAUAAAGAACGAGGAGGCAGAUGAGGUGGGAAGAGGUUAUCAAUUAAAUGGAGCAUCCACCAUCCCCACAUCCGGGUUGGUCGAAUGGUCCGGAGAGGGCCCGAAUGGACCUGCUUGCAACGGGUUAGACACAUCGAUCGGACGAGUCGCACGCCUACGGCGGUACAUGGGCUUGAAAGAAUCAUGGGCCUGUUUCCCAGCACAGUGGCUUACUGCGUCGGAGCAAUGUACUAACGGUCCGGUUGGUGGUCAGUGGCAGGCCACCUGCGCCCGUCUGCUCCGUACAAAGCACCCGGGAAGUCAACCACCUUUCCCCCCUCGACUCUACGGCUGCCACGUCGAUGUCAGGCUACACCCGUUCGGGCUUUUCUCGUCCCCAUACUCCGUACAUGCUCCUACACUACCACAAUGCUCGUCACGGCCAACUCUAGUUGGUCUUACUCCUCUGUCAGUUGGCGAUGCGCUUGCAGAUGACGAGCCAGCCGGAAGUCAAGUUGUCCCUUAUCGCGGUCGCUUGUUGUCGUAUCAGGCGCGGCAGCAGAAUAACUGA